Messenger RNA from Aspergillus novofumigatus IBT 16806, 3009 nucleotides. RefSeq lists its product as uncharacterized. The transcript has 5 exons. Bases 202 to 2838 code for a protein of 878 amino acids. Lineage: Eukaryota; Fungi; Ascomycota; Eurotiomycetes; Eurotiales; Aspergillaceae. The record is from RefSeq and is a predicted model, not a curated record. Gene Ontology annotation, molecular function: protein binding; phosphatidylcholine lysophospholipase A1 activity.
GGCACUUCAAUAGUGCAUCAAAAGCGAAAGCUACCCUAAUGAUGAAAAUUGCGGUCGAGCCGUCUGAAUGUCUUGCGCUGGUCGGGAUAUGACUUAUAAGACCAUCCAGCCGGGCUCCCAGGCAGCACACACAGCGCCAGGUCUCUCUCCCAGUCCAUCUUCCACGCCUGCAGCUACAGGCCGCCAAGACUUCCAAUCAAUAUGCGUUCCUCCAUUCUUGCCUUCCUGCCUGCUCUAGCCGCGGCUGCUGACUUUCAGAUUACCAGCUGGCUCUGCACACCACUUCUUGACCCCACCGAGGGCCAGGAGCAUUUGAGCGUGCGGGAUGCCGGCGAGACUGGCUGCGCUGGCUAUAUUCUCAAUGAACACGAUGACGGUUCGUACGCGGGGGCCUUCAGCGGCAAUGAGAACUCAAAUACUACUUUCAUCUUCACGGAGGAACCCAAUCCUCGCUUCACGGCCAAUUUCUCAGAUUACGUUCGGCCCGGUACCUGCACCCCGGCCCUCGCGUAUGAUGUCUGCAAGACGUUGUCAGCUGCCUGUUCCAUUACCAUCUUAUGGGACUGUUCCUACGGCGUUGAAGCCCAUCAAACACAGCCACAAAAAAGACAGCAAAGCGUCAAGGUGAUGGUAGCUGGAGAUUCGAUCUCACACGGGAUGGACGGUGACUGGACCUGGCGUUGGCGUCUUUUUGCUUGGCUGCAGCUAAGUUACAACGUCAACUUCGUCGGACCGUGGGUUGGCACACACGGAGUGAUGCUGCCCGAAGCCGCUGUGCCGCAGCCACCCGUCUUGCCGGGAGAGUCUCCUCUUCAGUUUCCAGAUGUCGUGGGCGUCUAUGCUGACGGGGUGCCGAAUUCGUUCACCUCCACGGGCCAUGCUUCGUUCUGGGGCCGGCAGGUGGCGCAGACAAAGGAUACCAUCAAAGGCUGGGUCGCGGAGUACCAGCCAGAUUACCUCCUUAUCCUGCUUGGCUUCAACGACCUGGGUUGGUUUGUUAGUGGCCCUGAAGACCUAGUCGGCAAUAUGGGGCAACUAGUAGAGAACGCGCGCGCGGCCAAGCCAGAUGUCAAGAUCCUCCUGGGCAACGUCGUGCACCGUAAAUUCCUCAAGGGCCGCCAAGACCUUGUUGACAACACAAACAGGUAUAAUCAGCUCCUGCGCGACAGGUACCCAAGCUGGUUCCGAUGGGAGUCUCCCAUCUCGUACGUUGAUGUUAAUGCCAACUACAACUGCCACCCUGAAAGCUGUCCUGACGGCUAUGAUGGACUGCAUCCUAAUUCAAUAGGGGAGUAUCAUAUUGCGCAGGCUUUUGCUCGCAGCCUCAAGGCCGACUUUGGAUUUCAGGGUCCAGACUUCGUGGUGCCGGCCAACCCUGAGCCGAGGAUUAUUAGCACGCCGGCCGGUGUGCAAACCUUCUCACACCCAGAGGGCUUGUACACAACCUGGAAGAAGGUCCCAAACGCUCGAGGCUAUGACAUACGCUCUCGACUCCAGGGAAUGACUGGUUGGUGGUCUGAGGGCCAGGUCUACCCCAGCACUUAUGCCAGCUGGACCACAUGGCUGGGAGAUGGGCAGACGUGGGAGUUCCAGGUCCGCACCCGAGGCGACAAUGACGACAUCUCCAGCUGGUCAGAACUCGCUACAGCUAAAACUCACUUGCAGACCUCUCCGGGGCCCCCAAACAUUGUGACAGUACCUUCCGGAGACGGUAUCCGCAUCUCCUGGGGGCCUGUUACCGGGUACAGCGUCAACCGGUACGGAGUCAUCAUAUGGGAUAAGGACACCGAGGGCGCUUUCAUUGAGACACGCGCCGUGUCAGGGACGAGCCUCUUUAUUGGCGGGUUGAUCUCCGGGCACCGCUACGGAACUUGGGUAGCUACCUACGUCAAUAUGCAGAGCAGCUUAACAGGGCAACCCUAUGCAGCGGGAGGCUUGCCAGCGGCUGGGAGGGAGGUGAUCAUUGGCUCAUUCUCGCCCUCGCCGCCUACAAACCUUCGUGUCACCAACACUGACGCCACAACCGUGCAACUCAGCUGGAGCCCCUCAGAGGGCGUCACGGGCUACGCCAUCUAUGUCCGGAGUGUAAAAGACAAGACAGCCUUUAACGUGGACGGGACAACGACCGGUACAGCGUACGGCGUAGGGUUCCUAUUCCCUGGGACCUGGAACUUUGAGUUCUGUAUUGCCUCAUAUAACGGGAACCUUGAGAGCCCGCACAGUAGUUGCAUCAUCCCACCGGUCUAUGAAGUUCCCACCAUUCCCAAUCCCAACCCCAAGGGCAACAUCAAGCUCACCUUCUCGGACGAAACUAUCAAUAUCGGCACCAUUAAGAUUGGCGACAUCACUGACAAGCUGAAUAAGGUCUGCUCCACCCAAGGCCAAUGUGACACCAGCCCCUUUACCCUUAAUGGUCAACUUGUCGAGUCCGGCCUUGGUGGCAGUGUUAACGACUUAAUCUUGACCGUCAAUCCAUCUGGGGCUUAUCCAACAUGGAUUCACAAUGGCCUAAUAGACACACUGUAUGCAGCUGUCACAACACUGGCAGACUGCUACCAGGUGACUAAUACGCCAACAUGUCCAUCUCCAAUGACUUAUUGUCCUUCAAAGCCAUUUACUGUCACAGAGUGCAAGGUGCCCCAGUACUGGGGUAUCAACUAUCAGGAUCCCAGUGAGGCUAACGCAGCCCCACCAUUUAUUGGAGCUGAUAUGAAUAUUGUGGUGGAUGCUGGUGGAUUUUGUACAAAGAUGUUGACUGCCUUCGGUGCUGUUGCUAGUGCUGUGAAUGGAGCUGCAGGUGGAGUUUUCACACUCUUGAGUUUGGCUUGCAAGGAUUAAUAAAUGGGAUUUGGGUGUUUCACAUGGAAGAAAUGCAGAGCAAUGACAAAAAUGUUGGAGCUACCCAUCUGUUCUAGACAUCUCCAUUGUAUGGAGCUAGCUACAUUGGCCUAUAUAAUUUUCUUAGCUCAGUUAUCGAUCUACAUAUUCAGCUCCAUAUGAUCACGAAUC